Diaporthe batatas is the source of this 1215-nucleotide messenger RNA. RefSeq lists its product as uncharacterized. Gene Ontology annotation, cellular component: nucleus. The record is from RefSeq and is a predicted model, not a curated record. Gene Ontology annotation, molecular function: RNA-3'-phosphate cyclase activity. Gene Ontology annotation, biological process: RNA processing. Bases 1 to 1215 code for a protein of 404 amino acids. Lineage: Eukaryota; Fungi; Ascomycota; Sordariomycetes; Diaporthales; Diaporthaceae. The transcript is spliced from 4 exons.
AUGGGCUCUUCAGGCCCAUCUGAGGACGACCUUGUCGUGCUCGACAAGGAAAGCGCGACCGGUCAAGUCGUGCGAACAGCCGUUUGUCUUUCUUCGAUCACCCUCAAACCAUUGAGGAUCCAAAACAUUCGGCAGAAUGCCUCAAUCCAACUGACCGGAACAAACAAGCCAGGCAUGACGGCAGAGCUCGUGGCCAUUGUCAACUGGCUGGCUGAGCAAACUGGUGCCGAGGUCGUAGGAAAUACCAUCGAAAGCAGGACCCUCGAGUUCCGGCCCAAGUUUCGUCCAUCUGCAAAGCAGAUAAGCCGCAGGGAGAUCAGGAUCGACCCGGGCUCGAUGCUUGCCAGCUCCAUGCUGCACUUCCAGACCGUUCUGCCGUUCCUGCUUUACAUCGGAAGCGAAGACCCUGACAACGGCAAGCCGAUAGAGCUGAGACUCAAGGGUGCGACGUACUCGCCCGGCGCCCCAAGCUUCGAGUACAUCGAUCAGGUGUUCCUCCCAGCCCUCCGGGAUUGUUUUGGUGUCGACAUCAUCUGCCAACUUGUGAAGCGUGGAUGGGACAGGAUGACCCGCAAGUGCCUUCAAGAAGGAACGGUACGCUUUAAGAUCCGGCCGCGUAAGAUCGGCACGACCCUCUCCCUUCAACCGAAUGCGAAGCUGUGCGAUGAUGACGACGACGACUUGGCGGGGUCUGUCGACAAUGUGUUGUCUCGUGUCGACGUGACCAUCGUCACUCCUCCAGUGCUGCAUGGUCUGCUGCAAAAGUACCUUCAGGGGGACAUCGAGGCCCGGUUUGGUAACAUCGAUGUUGAGUUCAAGUUGGAGGAGAGCGGUCAUGACGACCGUGUCUACGUGUUGCUCGUGGGCAAGUCUGAACACUGUCGUUGGGGCCGGGACUACCUGAUGACCCAUCCUCUAAAGGAGUCUACCACACUUGCGCUGACCAAGGAAAUCUCGAGCCAGGUCUGCAAGGACUUGGAGGACGAAGUGAACAGCGACCGUGCGGUCGACAGGCACCUCGAGGACCAGCUGGUUGUCUAUCAAUGUCUUGCUGAGGGCCGAACGUGUUUCGACUCACUGACUGCCGAGGAAGCAACAGAUUUGGACUCGUCCACAACUCAACUCUCCAAAGCGGUUGCGUCAGCCCUCCUCCCGAACGUCCAGUACGAUGGCAAGACUUGCAUUGGGGCAGCCGUGAAGAUUGGCCAGCUCUAA